CGCAUCCGCAAAAUUUCCGUUCUUCUAAGACUCCCGUUAUAUUGGCAUAUACUACAAAUGUGACGGGCACACUUACGAGGUUUUCUUCGAGACGCAGUAACAUAUUUGCGUAAUAAUGCGGCGAAACCGGCGAGGAACUAGAGCAAUUUGUGUGCUAUUGUAUACGCUGCUUUCUUCAUUGGCUGCGACCCAUGGACAAAUAAUAUAUUCCGUGGCUGAAGAGACUACGCCGGGAGCAACUGUUGGAAAUCUAGCGAAGGAUCUUAAUGUUAAUUUGGAAGAUCUGGAGAUGCGUAAGUUGCGAAUUGCCGGGCCCAGCAAUAAAUAUUUCGGCAUAAAUGUAAAAACUAGUGUUCUCUUCGUGAAGGAUCGGAUAGACAGGGAGCUGUUAUGCUCUCAGAGCGCCGUAUGUUUUUUAGAUCUGGAGGCCAUUGUUGAGGAUCCUUUUAACAUUUACCGUAUUCGGAUUAACGUGACGGAUGUUAACGAUCAAUCACCACUGUUCCCUUUGGAAACCUUGUAUAUUAACGUGUCAGAAUCCACGUUGCCAGGGGCAAGGUUUGUGUUAUUGAAUGCAGAGGAUGAGGAUGUCGGCGCAAAUACAAUAAAGACAUAUAGAAUGAGCUCUAACGAACACUUCUUCUUGGAUGUACAGAGCGCUGGAGAGCAAAGUGUAUCUGCUGAGUUGGUACUACAGAAAGCAUUAGACCGAGAGAAAGAGCCUGUGAUUCAUCUAAUACUGACUGCUGUUGAUGGGGGUAAACCUGCUCGAACCGGUAAUUUAAAGAUUAUUGUAAAUGUGCUAGAUAUUAACGAUAAUAGUCCAAUAUUUAGUAAACCACUUUAUAAAGUUACGGUAGUGGAAAAUGUACCACCUGGUACUGAAAUAAUAAAAGUAAACGCAACCGAUACUGAUGAAGGAAUUAAUAGUGAAAUAAUCUAUUCAUUCAGUAAUCAUAAACUGAAAGAUGUGAUUGAUGUAUUCAAUAUUGAUGCAACAAGCGGCGUAAUUUCCGUUAAGGGUGAAAUUGAUUACGAAGAAAAAAAAGUAUAUGAAAUACGCGUGCAAGCUCAGGAUCGCGGACACUCUCCGAUGGUCUCGCACUGCAAAGUGCUGGUAGAAGUAACUGACGUUAACGAUAAUAUUCCUACAAUAACAAUAACGCCAAUAUCCAAUUCUGUCAGAGAAGAUGCCAGAAUCGGAACUGUGGUGGCCUUGGUUGCAGUAUCGGAUAGUGAUGAAGGUGCAAAUGGAAACGUAAACUGCGUAAUUUCUCAUAAUGUACCUUUUAGAUUACAAAGGAACUAUAAAAAUUAUUACUCUUUUGAAGUCAGUGAACCAUUAGAUAGGGAGAAAACUUCUCUGUAUAACGUGACCAUCACUGCCACUGAUGAGGGCAGCCCUCCCCUAUCAAAAACUAAAGUUAUUCACGUUUUGGUAUCUGACGUUAAUGAUAAUGCGCCGCGAUUUUUUGAAUCUGAGCUUAAUUUCUACCUAAAAGAAAACAAUCCGUUGGGAGCACUUAUACAAACCGUUACGGCAUUUGAUGCUGAUGCUAAUGAAAAUGCCCAUGUAACAUAUUCUUUAAUGAACAGUAACAGCAAAGGAGCUCCUGUAUCCACCAUGGUAAACAUCAACUCUAUCACAGGCGAAUUAUAUAGUAUGCAGGCCUUUGAUUAUGAGGAAACUAAGACUUUCCAGUUUCGUGUUCUGGCAACAGACUCCGGUGUCCCUCCAUUAAGCAGUAAUGUGACUGUGAAUGUUUUUAUAUUGGACGUGAAUGACAAUAGUCCUCAAAUUCUCCCACCUUAUUCGGACCAGGGCUCCGUAAAUACAGAGAGCAUUCCCUACUCUGCUGAAGCGGGAUACUUUGUGGCCAAGAUCAGGGCUGUGGACGCUGACUCUGGUUAUAAUGCUCUGCUUUCUUACCACAUCUCCGAACCAAAAGGAUCCACUCUCUUCAGAAUUGGAACCAAUACAGGGGAAAUAAGGACUAAAAGGCGAAUGAGCGACAAUGACUUGAGGACCCACCCGCUGGUCAUUUUGGUUUCUGACAGCGGAGAUGUUUCCCUGUCAGCGACGGUGUCUAUGGAUGUUGCGGUUGUCGAAAAUAACGCUGAAAUACAGACUCAUCAGCUCCGACUAAGACCAAGAAAGGAAGAGAGUUUUACCAGUUUAAAUCUAUAUUUACUUAUUGCUGUUGUAUCAGUGUCCAUAAUAUUUUUAUUGAGUAUCGUAACUUUAAUAGCAGCAAAAUUCCAAAGGACGUACGGCACUUUCGAUAGCUGUAGCGCCCCAGCCAUCACCACGCAUCCCGACGGAAGCUGGUCGUACUCAAAAUCCGCUCAGCAGUACGACGUGUGUUUUAGCUCAGACACACUGAAGAGUGAAAUAACAGCUUUUCCAACACCACUUCCGCCGAUAGAUGUGGAUGUGUUCAGCAUUAAUGGAGGUGACAGUUCUAUGCGUAACCAAACGCUACCCAAAAGUGAGAAGGUAAGACGAAGAAUUAAAUCCUUGUAUGUAUUUUUCUGUUAUCAUCCAUAGCUUUGUUCCUUUUUCCAGAUCGGCU
Brienomyrus brachyistius is the source of this 2573-nucleotide messenger RNA. Its product is annotated as protocadherin alpha-3-like. Gene Ontology annotation, cellular component: plasma membrane. Bases 116 to 2548 code for a protein of 810 amino acids. Gene Ontology annotation, biological process: homophilic cell-cell adhesion. The transcript has a single exon. Gene Ontology annotation, molecular function: calcium ion binding. NCBI's taxonomy places the organism in Eukaryota, Metazoa, Chordata, Actinopteri, Osteoglossiformes, Mormyridae. The record is from RefSeq and is a predicted model, not a curated record.